Zonotrichia leucophrys gambelii is the source of this 597-nucleotide messenger RNA. It is a transcript of the gene GUCA1B, whose product is annotated as guanylate cyclase activator 1B. Gene Ontology annotation, cellular component: cone photoreceptor outer segment; photoreceptor inner segment. The record is from RefSeq and is a predicted model, not a curated record. NCBI's taxonomy places the organism in Eukaryota, Metazoa, Chordata, Aves, Passeriformes, Passerellidae. Gene Ontology annotation, biological process: visual perception. Gene Ontology annotation, molecular function: calcium sensitive guanylate cyclase activator activity; calcium ion binding. The coding region runs from base 1 to 597 and encodes 198 amino acids. The transcript is spliced from 4 exons.
AUGGGGCAGCAGUUCACCAACGCUGAAGGGGAGCAAGGGGAGAUUGAUGUUGCAGAGCUGCAGGAAUGGUACAAGAAGUUUGUGGUGGAAUGUCCCAGUGGGACCCUCUUCAUGCACGAGUUCAAGAGGUUCUUCGGGGUCCAGGACAACCAGGAGGCAGCAGAGUAUGUGGAGAACAUGUUCAGGGCUUUUGACAAGAAUGGGGACAACACCAUUGAUUUCCUGGAGUACGUGGCUGCCUUGAACCUGGUUUUGAGGGGGAAGCUGGAGCACAAGCUGAGGUGGACGUUCAAAGUGUACGACAAGGAUGGCAACGGCUGCAUAGACAAACCUGAGCUGCUGGAAAUCGUUGAGUCCAUCUACAGGCUGAAGAAGGUGUGCUGGUCGGACGUGGAGGACAGGACCCCGCUGCUGACCCCGGAGGAGGUGGUGGACAGGAUAUUCCAGCUGGUGGAUGAGAACGGGGAUGGGCAGCUGUCCCUGGACGAGUUCAUUGACGGCGCCAGGAAGGACAAGUGGGUGAUGAAGAUGCUACAAAUGGAUGUGAACCCCGGCAGCUGGAUCACCGAGCAGAGGAGGAAGAGUGCUUUGUUCUGA